GUGAUGUUAUAGGUUCUUUCUCCUGCUAACUGUUUCUUUAAGGUUUCUGCUUGCAAUUUGAGAAGAUAGAUAAUUUGUGCACUGAACAUAAAUGAGUCAUAAGAGAUUGGUGAAAGAAGAAGUCUGUUCAUAAAACUUAUGCAUUGAAAGUACGGAAAACGAGAUGGCAAGUUUCCUCUGUGAUUUGGUGAAGAAAUAUGUGGACAAAUUGAUUGAUGGCGCAAUAGCAGAAGCACGUUAUGUAUUUUGCUUUACAUGCAUUGUUAAGAAAUUUGAAGAAGAAAGAACUACGUUGGAACCACAAAGGAUAACUAUCGAGCAACGUGUCAAAGAUGCAAGAGAAAGAGAUAAAGAUAUUCAAGCUAUAGUUAGUUCUUGGGAAAAAGAUAUUGAUGAGCUCAAUCAAGUGGACACAAAAACAAAACAAACAUGUUUUUUUGGAUUUUGUCCUAAUUGUAUCUGGCGAUAUAAAAAGGGAAAGGAGUUAUCAAAUAACUUGGAGAAGAUCAAACAACUAAAGGGAGAGAAAUUUGAAAAUAUUGAACUUCCUCGCCCUGUUCCAGGUGUUGAACGCUAUUCAUCCAAAGAUUACAUUUCUUUUGAAAGUAGAGAGUCAAAAUACAAAGAACUGUUGGAUGCAUUAAAAGAUGACAAUAACUAUAUAACCGGAUUGCAAGGGAUGGGGGGCACCGGAAAGACAACAAUGGCCAAAGAAGUGGGUAAAGAGCUAAAGCAAUCUGAAAUAUUUGCUUAUGUCGUUGAUACGACCGUGUCAUUUACUCCUGAUAUAAAAAAAAUUCAAGAUGAUAUUGCUGGAUCUUUAAGACUGGAAUGGGGGGGUUGUAAUGAACCAGACCGACCCAAAAAACUAUGGAGUAGAUUAACAAAUGGUGACAAAAUUCUUGUGAUACUGGAUGAUGUGUGGGAUCGAGGCCUGCCUCUUGAUUUUGAUGCAAUAGGAAUUCCAAAACAAGACACACACAAAGGUUGUAGAGUUCUUGUAACCUCGCGUAAUCAAGAAACUUUCAACAACAUGGACUGUGAUAAGAUAAUUGAAUUGGGUCUUUUAUCAGAAGAAGAAGCGUGGAUCAUGUUCAAAAUGUAUGCCAAGAUAAGUGAUAGCACCUCUCAAAAAUUGAUCGAUAAGGGACGUAAAAUUGCAAAGGAAUGCAAACGAUUACCUGUUGCAAUUUCAGUUAUCGCCAGUAGCUUAAAGGGCCACCAACAUCGAGAGCACAAAUGGGAUGUGACAUUGAAAUCCUUGAAGAAGCCUGUAUCCAUGCAUGGUGUUGAUGAUGAUAAGGUUGGAAUUUAUAACUUGUUGAAGAUUAGCUAUGAUAAUUUGAAGGAUGAAAAAGCCAAGGGGUUGUUUCUCUUAUGUUCGGUUUUCCGAGAAGAUGAAGAAAAUUCUAUUGAAGUUAUAACAAGACUUUGCAUAGGUGUGGGCCUUUUGGGGGAAGAUUAUGGUAGCUACGAUGAUGCUCGAAACCUAGUAGUUCUAGCCAAAGACAAGCUCGUAGAUUCUUGUUUGUUGUUGGAGGGCGGUGAAAAAUGUCUAAAACUGCAUGAUUUGGUCCGAGAAGCAGCUCAAUGGAUAGCGAACAAAGAGAUUCAAUGUGUAAAAUUGUUUGAUGAAAAGCAAAAGUCAUUGGUUGAAAAGCAGACAAAUAUCAAAUAUUUAUUAUGUGAAGGGAAGUGCAAGGAUUUAUUUUCCUUGGAAUUUGAUAGCUUGAAACUUGAGACUUUAAUUGUCAAGGUGGAUAGAGAAGAAGAGGAUAAAUGUAUAAAAGUACCAGAUUCUUUCUUUGAAAAUGUUAUCAGGCUCCGUGUUUUGAAUUUUUCAGGCAUUCAUUUCAGCCAAUCUUUAUCAUUACCACCUGCAAUUCAGUUAUUGACAAAUAUUCGAUCUAUGUCGUUUGAUCAUGUUGAUUUAGGUGAUAUCUCUAUUUUGGGAAAACUACAGAGACUUGAGACUCUUGAUUUGGAUAGAUGCAAAGUCAAUGAAUUGCCAAACCAAAUUACAGAACUGAAGAAGUUUAAAUUGUUGAAGUUGGAAUUUUGUGAAAUUAGAAUGAAAAAUCCAUUUGAGGUUAUUAAAGGAUGCUCAUCACUUGAAGAGUUGUAUUUCAAAUAUAGUUUCAAUGAAUUUUGUAAGGAAAUAGCCUUACCUGAGUUGAAAAGAUAUCAUAUCCAUGGUAGAGGUUCCUUUUAUUUGGAAAGACAAUCCAGGUUUUCCAAAUAUGUUGUGUUUCGUGGUGAUGAAAAGUGUCAAUUUUCAGAAGAAACGCUCAAGUACUGCAUGCAAACAGCAGAGGCUCUUUUUCUAGAAGGAAUUAAGGGGGAAUGGAGAAAUCUCAUGCCUGAGAUUUUUCCUUUAGAACACGGUAUGAAUGAUCUUGUUGAACUUCAUUUGGAUCGGAUUUCACAACUACGGUGCCUCAUUGACACCAUUGGUUCUCAUGUACCGAUCUUGUCCAACUUGGUUGUACUAGAACUGAAAAACAUGAAAAAUUUGGAACAACUAUUCAAUGGUAAGGCAAACCUCUGCAAUCUAAAGAGCAUCAAAGUUGAGAAUUGCCCUAUGUUAGUUUCUAUACUACCUUUCCUCUCUGCUCAAGACCUUCCAGUACUAGAAGCUAUCACAAUAAGAAAAUGUGAUGGAUUGCAAUAUGUGUUUGGUCAAUCUCAACAUGUUGAACUGGUUUCACUAACUGAAUUGGAGCUCUCUGAAUUACCAAACUUCAUUGGUAUUUUUGAAGAAUGUGUGAAGGGAUCAUCUUCCACUUCCAAAGCACAAAUACAAUUGGAUCCUAUGCGUGAUAGGGAUCAACCGCAUGACUGCUCAGUGGCAUCGGAAUCAAAUUCAUAUGGCCUUAACAUAUGGGAACGUCUUGGAAUACAAUCAAAGAUCCUCCGCAAUAUUAAAGAGAUUGUGCUGACUCAUUUUCCGAAGAUGAAAUCAGUAUUUAUCCUAUCUAUUGAUCUAAUAAUGCAGUUGGAAACUUUGACAAUUAAGAAUUGUGAUGAACUGAAGCACAUAAUAAUAGAUACUGGAUAUCAUAACAUUGGUGGCAACAUCUGUGUCAAUGUCUUCCCAAAAUUGAAAGAGCUCUAUGUUGAAGAUUGUGCUCAAUUGGAAUACAUAUUUGGACAUGACACUAGUGAUCAUCAAAACGAUAUGGGGAUUCAGCUUCAUCUUCCGGAAUUGAGAGAACUCUAUCUUACCAGUCUGCCAAGUUGGAUCGCCAUGUGUCCCAAACAAUAUCGAAUAACAUAUCCUUGUUUGAAAUAUCUUCGUCUCUGGGAAUGUUCCCAGGAUAAUACAAUCAUUAAGGAAUUGAGUGGGAACGUUGAUCAUUUUCUUACUUUGGAAAUCCUUGAUUUAUGCAAUUCCAAUGUAGAAAAUAUAUUUUCCCUGAAUGAAAUUGAUGAACAGCAACUGGACUUAGCUUUGCGAUACAUUGUCUUGAUUGAUCUGCCUAUGAUGACUUGUCUUUUUGUGGGUCCCAAAUAUUCAUUUGCCCUCAAAAACCUUACAAGCAUAACAAUCAUGCGAUGUGACAAAUUGAAAAUUGCAUUCUCCACUUCCAUUUUAAGAUUUCUACCACAGUUGUUUUAUUUAACAAUAGGAGAAUGCAAAGAGUUGGAACAUAUUAUUGAAGAUCAUGAUGGUUUGGAAAAUAAAAACAAUUCAACAACAUGCUUCCCAAAGCUAGAAGGACUUGCUGUUAUAAAGUGCAACAAGUUGAAAUUUGUCUUUCCAUUCUCUGUAUGUAAAGAGCUUCCGAAGCUAACUUUUCUGAUGAUAACAGAAGCAAAUGAGUUAGAGAAAAUAUUCAAAAGUGAAGAUGAUCAGAAAGUUGAUAUUCCAAAUCUAAAUGUUUUAGUAUUUGAUAUGCUGCCAAGCCUCUGUUGUGCUCAGGGAAAUCAAUUCCAGACUGUAAAAAAUCGCUUCGUGCGGGAUUGUCAACAACUCAAACUGACUUCAGCAUCAACAACCAACACCUUCAUAGAAAUUGAAAAGUUACGUUACGUCAUAGGUACACAAUAUAUCCAAUGUCUCAGUUUGAUUUUACAAAUAUGUGAUUUUUGUUUUACCUUUAUAUAUUUUGAUUUUAUAAUAUUAAUGCUUAUCUAUCUAAUGAUGUUCAUAAUGUAUUUUUCUAUAGAUGAUGAUUUGUAUGAGAAAGUGGAAGAUCUAUUUCACAAAGAAUUUGAUAAAGAUUUUGAUACUGAGUUGAAUUUAGCAAGUGUUGAAAUUGUUGAAAAUGCUGGGAUUGAACAACUGCCAAGUGCAAAAAUCACUGAAGAUUUUGAACUACCAGUUGAUCAAGGGGAUCCUUCUCAAAAAGUAGAAGAUUUAGCAAUUCUCUCAAAAAUACAAAUGAAACAAACACCAGAGACAGAGCAUGAAUUUGUUGAAAAUGUUCCAGAUUUAGCAAUACUACCAACAAAAUCAGGAGAGUUGCAGAAUAAACAAUCACUUGGAGAAACUGAUACUACAGUCCAAUCUUCUCAAUUGGAGGGAUCAACAUCAGAAAAAACAGCAGUUGCAACUGUGUCUUCCAUUUCAAGAACAAAGAAUGAGCCACCAAUGCAAGUAGUUACGUCUAAACAAAAGGGUAUUGAGAUAGAAGGAACUUCUAAGACUAAUAAUGAUCAAGCUUCUCUAAAUGGCGAUGCUUUGAUGAAAGUAAACUCAUAUGUUGAGGAACAAUUUUUUAAGGAUGAUGAAAUAAUAGUUUCCAAAUCUGAACCCUCUCCGAGCAUCACAUCUUUUGUUGCAUCUAAAGGGGAUCCUUCUCAAAAAUUAGAAGAUUUAGCAGUACUACCAACAAAUUCAAAAAUACAAAUGAAACAAACACCAAAGGCAGAGCAUGAGUUUGUUAAAAAUGUUAUGGAUUUAGCAAUACUACCAACAAAUUCUGAAGAGUUGCUGAAUGAACAAUCACUUGGAGAAACUGAUACUAUCAUCAAACCUUCUCAAGUAAAUAAUUUGGAUGGAUUAACAUCAGAAAAAACAGCAGUUGCAACUAUGUCCACCAUUUCAGGAACAAAGAAUGAGCCACCUAUACAAGUGGUUGCUUCUAAACAAAAGGGUAUUGAGGUUGAGAUAGAAGGAGUUUCUAAGACUAAUAAUGAUCAAGUUUCUUCAAAUGGCGACGCUUUCAUUAAAGUAAACUCAAAUGUUGCCAGAUCUAAACCCUCCUUUCCUAGCAUCACAUCUCCUAUUGCAUCUCAGGGUGACCCUUUUCUUGUCAAGAGGGAGCUUGAGGAACUGGUCUCCAAGAAUCAUUUGGAUUAUCAGAACUUGUCUUUGUUAACUGAUUUUCUUGUUAAUAAUCCUUCUGUUCGUUUAAAAGACACUUCACUUGGUGAUAUAUACAAGGGCUGUGCCUAUAACUUCCUAGCUAAGCUAUUGAAAUUCCUCGAAACCCAUAGUUUGCUGGAAGUAUCAGGCUCGAGCCACUCUGAAUUUGUGGAGCUAUUACAAGUUGUGCGAAACUUUGCUUUUGAUAAGGAAUGGUUGGUUGGUGUCGAGAGGCGUGUUUUAUUUCCUGAAAUACAAGUAUCUCAAGAUGCCUUUGAAAAAUUAUUGGAUUCCAAGAAACGGGUUGCUAAGGAUGUUGAAGACUUGCGUUUGAAGAUAGAUUUUUUAAGUCAAGUGGCUGAAGAUCUUAAGCAUCAAUUGACAUCCUCUGAAGCUGUUUUGGAGAGUAUCAUUCAACAAGAGGCAAUUUUAAGUGCCCCUAUCGGUUAUUAGACUAUAUUUUCAUUGCUAAUUUGCUAUGCUUUUCAUUGUGUGUGUUAUUUAUUGUCCUUCAAUAUUGUUUAUUCCUUGAGUGUGAGGUUUCGUCAUUUCUCAUAUGAAAUGAACUUAUGAACCGUCUUAUUAUGUUUGUGUUGGGUGGAUUCACUCCUCAAGUGGAAUCCACACAAAUUAUAUUAAAUGAAAAGACAAAAAAAAAGUGAAAGAGAAAGAGAAAAAAAGAGGG
Trifolium pratense (red clover) is the source of this 5996-nucleotide messenger RNA. RefSeq lists its product as uncharacterized. Bases 164 to 5764 code for a protein of 1866 amino acids. NCBI's taxonomy places the organism in Eukaryota, Viridiplantae, Streptophyta, Magnoliopsida, Fabales, Fabaceae. The record is from RefSeq and is a predicted model, not a curated record. The transcript has 19 exons. Gene Ontology annotation, molecular function: ADP binding.